Messenger RNA from Laetiporus sulphureus 93-53, 465 nucleotides. RefSeq names its product glycosyltransferase family 15 protein. The record is from RefSeq and is a predicted model, not a curated record. Bases 1 to 465 code for a protein of 154 amino acids. The transcript has 4 exons. NCBI's taxonomy places the organism in Eukaryota, Fungi, Basidiomycota, Agaricomycetes, Polyporales, Laetiporaceae.
AUGUCGCUGACCUCACCUGCACCGACCACAGCUCGGCAUCCACUCCAUCCUGAGCCUCACGCGAUUAUCGCCGUGUGGCAAAUCCCUGCCAAGCUGUCAUGGAGCUCGGAAGACACACUCGACGGCAUCCUGGAUGGGUGCUUCUACCAUGAUUUCGAGCAGAUGCCGUGCAACAUCACCCAGCGCGCGAAUGCGACGAUGCUCAUGCUUGCACGGCACAACGAUCUCGACGGGGCGCUUCGCAUCAUGCGCGAGACGGAUCUCGGACGAGUUCAAAAGAUCGGACCCAUGUCGUUCAGCGUGGCUCCGCGCCGGCCUUGGGUCCACCAUGGCUGGAUCAACCAGGACAGGGCACAGGAAAGCGGGAACAAGAUAGUGGAGAACAGGAACAAGAUGGUGAAGAAUAGCAUUAUCUAUGGCGGGAGUGUGUCAGAGUACUACCUGCUGUUCCAAUCGGCGAGAUGA